UUCUCAGUUUACCGGACUAUCCGUCAGACGAACUGGACAGUUGGGAACUGAGGGGUCUGCGUAACUGUCCGGCAGUUGGCCGUCUAUGGAGGGCGGCCACCACGUGCGGCACAGGUCGUUGCCGCCACCGCUUCAUAGUUUGGAGGAGCUUUGCAGAAAAACCAAGUUCUCAAGAAAAGAGAUCCAACUCAUGUAUCGGGCUUUUAAACAGGAAUGUCCGAACGGUUAUGUAGAAGAAGACACGUUCCGAUUCAUAUUUUCUCAUUUCUUUCCAUACGGAAAUGCCAGCCUUUAUGCCCAUUACGUCUUCAGAACUUUCGAUCAGAACAAAAAUGGAGCCAUCACAUUUAAAGACUUCAUCCAGUGUCUGUCCGUGCUGUGCCGCGGAAGUAUUCAGGAAAAACUCCAUUGGGCCUUUAAGUUGUACGAUCUGAACGGUGACGGUCGCAUCACGAAAAAAGAGCUGACGGAUAUCAUCUGUUCCGUGUACGCCCUCAUGGGGCGCAAAUCUUUCACGGGAGCGGAAGAGAAGGCCCUCCGGGAACACGUGGACAAGACGUUCCAAAAAAUGGAUAUCAAUAAAGAUGGCGUUGUGACCAUGGACGAAUUUAUGGAGAUAUGUUCCAAAGACGAGACCAUCGCUCAGUCCCUGGCCUUGUUCGACACUGUGCUGUGAAAACCUGUCCUUCGUCACUGCGUACUCUUCCACAUCUAAAGCAGCCUUCCAACUGUGCUAGUCAUCUCUUGCACAUCUCAUCAGAAGAAGAUUACAUGACUUGGUGCCCCUGUUGGUGAUUUAUAUCGUGAACCUAAUGUUUUUAUGACCUUCUGUGGGACGAUGUACCUCAUUAUCAAAGUGGAGUAGAAUAUAGACACAAACAUUUUACGAUUAAGAUCUUGGCAUGGCAGAUUUUACGACUUGUUCCUGUCUGCCAUUGAUAUUCUGAAGAUUUGCUGCUGUGCUCUUUGCACUGCUGGUACGCUUCGUAUAUUUUUGUGAACUUCCCCCUGUUACGUGUGGCAUAUUUCUUGUAUGUAAUAACACGUGUAUUUUGGAUAACUUGAUAUCAUUGUAUGUAGUGAAACUGUGUACUUCAUAUUGUAUAUUUUACCGAUUAUGGAAACUAUAAAAAAAAGAGUUUAAGAAAAAUUCUGUAGGUCAAAAAUGAAAGAGGAUAGCCAGGAAAUCAAA
Messenger RNA from Argiope bruennichi, 1192 nucleotides. RefSeq names its product Kv channel-interacting protein 4-like. Gene Ontology annotation, molecular function: calcium ion binding. Bases 86 to 676 code for a protein of 196 amino acids. The transcript has 6 exons. The record is from RefSeq and is a predicted model, not a curated record. NCBI's taxonomy places the organism in Eukaryota, Metazoa, Arthropoda, Arachnida, Araneae, Araneidae.